Molecule: messenger RNA, 1470 nt
Organism: Cydia splendana
Lineage: Eukaryota; Metazoa; Arthropoda; Insecta; Lepidoptera; Tortricidae
Exons: 5
Coding region: 1-1470 (489 amino acids)
Biological process (GO): regulation of cyclin-dependent protein serine/threonine kinase activity; mitotic cell cycle phase transition
Cellular component (GO): cyclin-dependent protein kinase holoenzyme complex; cytoplasm; nucleus
Molecular function (GO): cyclin-dependent protein serine/threonine kinase regulator activity
Source: RefSeq, a predicted model, not a curated record
AUGGAUAAAUACGAGCAUCAAGACAAAGAAAAUGUAAAAGCGAAAACAAGGAUUCCUUUACCCCUGGCACCUUUGCCGGCUCUGCCGAACCACUUGCUGAAGAAAUUAAACGAAAGACCCCCGUUGAAUACUUUAUCGGGCCCUAAUGGUCUCAACCAUAAUGUGCCUUUAAAUUUGUUAUGCAUGGCUGGCCCAAGCAAUUCAAAAAACAAAAGCGUUGUUAAUAGACCAAAAAGUCCUUUUCAAAUUGACACUAAAUUCGUAACAGUGCGACGGGGUUGUGAAGAUUUCGACUACAAUUUUGUUGCUUACCAAGAUGAUAAGAGAAGAAUUUCAGAGCCGAGCGUCAUUACUGUUAGCAGUGAUGAAGAAAAUGAUGCAAACGAAAAGGAAAUAUAUUUCACUGAUAAAGAUGGCCUUGCUAAUAAGAAGCGGAUAUCAGCAAGUACCCCGGCUCUUAACACAUUAGUUCCAGCCAGGGUAAAGAAUAUAAAGCGAAGCUUGAAAAGACCUCAUAGUAGGGAGUUACAAGGUUUAACACCACUGGAAAAUCGCGAAAGGGUAGAUGACAGAGCGAAACGGAGACUGAAUUUCAAUCAAUCAGUUCGUGAGAGGAUGCAGUCACCUGAUUUAUUACAAAAAUCAUACAUGGCCAGCAUGGACAGAGAAUACACAGGGGAAAUUCUAUCAUUCCUUCUACAAGCCGAAACGAAACCAGUGGCCCUCCCACGGGUUAAGAGUGAGACGAGAGCGUGCGUUAUCAACUGGCUGAUGAAAAUUAACGGCAUAGACGGCAACCCGGCCACCAUUCAGACCGCGGUGUGGUACCUGGACGCGGUGCUGGCCACGGGCAACGUGACGCUCGAGAACAUGCAGCUAGUGGCCGCGGCCGCCUACUGGAUCGCCUCCAAGCUCCACGGCCCGCUCACGCCUGCAUCCAAGCUUGUCAAAUACGCUAAUCAUGCCUUCACGCAGGAGAGGCUGUUGGAAGCGGAGAAAGUCAUAUUGCUUAGAUUGAAAUUUCCGCGCCAACCAAUAGUGCCCCAAGACUACCUCUGUUACUUCGCUUGGUGGUGCAACAAAGAACGGCCUGGCGAGAUCGAAGUGGCCACCACGUUCCUCUGCCUCUGCGGGAUGAUGGUCAACAAGAGCCUCUGCCCCGAGUACCCGUCCGUGGUGGCCGCGGCUUCUAUAAGGAAUGCUUUGUUGUUGCUGAAGAGAAAGGAGCUGAUACCGCGACUGCAGAGGUGUCCGGCGUACGUAGCUGCAGAAAGGAAGGCCGGGAACAUGUCACACACGUGCACCAUUCUUCGGCACGCGGUGCGCGUGGUGGGUGCGAAGAACUACAGCUACAAGUUCAUAUUCGAGCAGUACGGAAUGCCGCCGAAGUACAUCGCGCAGACCCUCGUGAGUGCGGCCAACGAGCUCGCUGUCAUGGACACUAGGAGCACCGCAGAUAUUUUGAACUAA